UCACUUCGUUCCGAACUUUCGAGAGAAUCGGUUGUGCGUGUGUGUGCGCGGUGUGAGCUGUCAAAAAAGUCUGAGCUGCUGCGGGCCAGUUUCAUCAGUUUCUCCAAAUAAUUGCAUCAUAGCCUUCCAGAAACGUGAUUUCGUGAAGAAUUCAAAAGAAACCGUGCAAACACCAUGUUGAAGGCAGCCAAAUUCGUGUCCCGUGCGCUGACCGAGAACCGGUCCCUGCUGCAGAAUGGAGGAGUCCUUGGCAACAGCCUGCAGGCCCGACUCAAGUCCGACACGGUCAAGGGCGCCGUCAUCGGUAUCGAUCUGGGCACGACCAACUCGUGCGUGGCCGUGAUGGAGGGCAAAGCCGCGAAGGUGAUCGAGAAUGCGGAGGGUGCGCGCACCACCCCGUCGCACGUGGCCUUCACCAAGGACGGCGAACGUCUGGUGGGCAUGCCGGCCAAGCGCCAGGCCGUCACCAACUCGGCGAACACGUUCUACGCAACGAAGCGGCUGAUCGGUCGUCGCUUCGACGAUGCUGAGAUCAAGAAGGACUUGAAGAAUCUGUCGUACAAGGUGACGAAGGCAUCCAACGGGGACGCUUGGGUCCAGGGAGGUGAUGGUAAGGUGUACUCGCCCAGCCAGAUUGGUGCGUUUGUGCUGAUGAAGAUGCGCGAGACGGCGGAGGCUUAUCUGAACACGAGCGUGAAGAAUGCCGUGGUUACGGUGCCGGCUUACUUUAACGAUUCGCAGCGUCAGGCUACCAAGGAUGCCGGACAGAUUGCCGGAUUGAACGUGCUGCGUGUGAUCAACGAGCCGACGGCGGCCGCGUUGGCUUACGGCAUGGACAAGAGCGAGGACAAGAUCAUUGCCGUGUACGAUUUGGGCGGUGGAACCUUCGAUAUUUCGAUUCUGGAGAUCCAGAAGGGUGUGUUCGAGGUCAAGUCGACGAAUGGUGAUACGCUGCUGGGAGGUGAGGACUUUGACAACCACAUUGUGAACCACCUGGUGCAGGAGUUCAAGAAGGAUCAGGGCGUGGACAUCACUAAGGAUCCGAUGGCGAUGCAGCGGCUGAAGGAAGCGGCGGAGAAGGCCAAGUGCGAGCUUUCGUCGUCGGUGCAGACUGAUAUCAACUUGCCUUAUAUCACGAUGGACGCUUCUGGACCGAAGCAUUUGAACUUGAAGUUCACCCGGGCUAAGCUGGAACAGCUGGUUGGAGAUUUGAUCAAGCGCACGAUUGGUCCGUGCCAGAAGGCUCUGUCGGAUGCCGAGGUGGCCAAGUCGGACAUUGGAGAGGUUCUGCUAGUUGGUGGAAUGUCCCGUAUGCCCAAGGUUCAGCAGACCGUGCAGGACAUCUUUGGCCGUACGCCGUCGCGUGCCGUGAAUCCGGAUGAGGCUGUGGCCGUUGGUGCCGCCGUUCAGGGUGGUGUGCUGGCUGGUGACGUUACCGACGUGCUGCUGCUCGAUGUGACGCCGCUGUCGCUCGGAAUUGAAACCCUUGGCGGAGUGUUCACCCGUUUGAUCACCCGUAACACGACCAUUCCCACCAAGAAAUCGCAGGUCUUCUCGACUGCUGCCGACGGUCAGACCCAGGUCGAGAUCAAGGUACACCAGGGUGAGCGCGAGAUGGCCUCGGACAACAAGAUGCUUGGUUCGUUCACGCUCGUUGGAAUCCCGCCAGCACCACGUGGCGUUCCCCAAAUUGAGGUCGUGUUCGACAUUGACGCCAACGGUAUCGUUCACGUUUCGGCCAAGGACAAGGGCACCGGCAAGGAGCAGCAGAUUGUGAUUCAAUCUUCCGGCGGUUUGAGCAAGGACGAAAUCGAAAACAUGGUCAAGAACGCUGAACAGUACGCCGCGAGCGACAAGCUGAAGAAGGACCGCAUCGAGGCCGUGAACCAGGCGGAAGGAAUCGUGCACGAUACGGAAUCCAAGAUGGAGGAGUUCAAGGAUCAGCUGCCCAAGGAGGAGUGUGACAAACUGCGCGAGGAGAUCACCAAGGUUCGGGAAAUUCUGGCCAACAAGGACGAAGCCGACCCGGAGGAGAUCCGCACGACCGUCGGUGCCCUGCAGCAGUCCUCGCUGAAGCUGUUCGAGAUGGCGUACAAGAAGAUGGCUUCGGAGCGCGAAAGCAGCGGUAGCAGUUCCAGCAGCAGCAGCAGCAGCAGUAGCGAAGAUGCCGAGAAGAAGGAGAAGGAGAACAAGAACUAAGUAACUGAUCAUCCCCCCUCUUAAUUCUACAAGUAUAACAAAAACACAAAACCCUGUAAAAAUAGUUGUAGACAUCAUAGUGUUAGCUAAAUUUCGCCAGACUACACAUUAAACCACAAAGACACACACAAUUGGAACUAGUGGCCGCUAGUACCGGAUUGCAUCUAACGCGCGGAAGGAAAACGUCAUUUUUGACUGGAUUUAGCUAUUCAACAAACCAAGUCUAGUAGUUUGUAGUAGGAAGAGUUGUUUGUUUGGAAGCCUUUAGUGAUUAAGUUAUUCCUUGUACCAGCCCAAAAGAGAAGAGAACGCACUUUGAGACAGCUUUCAACCAGUCCCCCCUAGCUUGAUUCAAAACUUAACAAAUGUAUCAUUGUGUUUGUUUUACUACAAUUAAUAGAACAGAACAACCGACACAAUUAAGGCAACUCCGCGCGUGUUAACCCUUUACUUUCUAAACCCCGCUCCCCCCGAUUGAUAGUUAUGUGGGUGAUGGGAGAAGGACUCAGAGGAGACAAGGCUCGUUUUAAAAAAAAUCUCCCCCCUCCUCUCGGUGGCACGCAAGAGCAGGACUUUGCGGCUUGGUAGGUAAGAGAAUCUAAUCGAAUAGUGUUUAUUAUGUUUCGACUCUGAAAACCAAUGAUUUAUUACAAAAACGAAUUUACUCGUUUGAAAAAAAGAAGAUUAAAAAAAGAAAAAUAUGAUGUAUCGUAAAGUGAAUGAAUAUUGUAGAUAACUGCUGUGAGGCGCAUGAACGAACUAAGGAAAUGUCGCCUGAAGGAGGUAUCGUCGUUUUAUUGCAAUAAAAUAAGAUUUAAUCA
Molecule: messenger RNA, 3020 nt
Organism: Culex pipiens pallens (northern house mosquito)
Lineage: Eukaryota; Metazoa; Arthropoda; Insecta; Diptera; Culicidae
Gene: Hsc70-5
Product: heat shock 70 kDa protein cognate 5
Exons: 7
Coding region: 175-2199 (674 amino acids)
Biological process (GO): protein refolding; cellular response to unfolded protein
Cellular component (GO): cytoplasm; mitochondrion
Molecular function (GO): ATP hydrolysis activity; heat shock protein binding; misfolded protein binding
Source: RefSeq, a predicted model, not a curated record